AAAAAAUACGUAAGCGACAUCGCAUUAGUGUCUUUCUUGAGCCUGUUGUUAAAGAAUUGAAUCUGGGCCCAACCUGAAGCCCAUAGAAAUCCUUCUCUUCGCUCCUCUUCCCCUAGAUCCUUUUCCAGACUUCGUCUUCUUCCUGUUCUUCCGAGCUAGCUCUUCUGGGAUAACUCCACCGACCGUGCGGACGCAGACGCCGAGUUAACAGAAAAAUUCGGUGAACCCUACUCGCUGAUUUUAGGAAAUGGGGUUGUUUCUUAUGCUGUGAGAUUUAAUAUAUCUGGGUUUAAUUUGAAUGGGUUGGAAGGCGGCUGAGAAACUCAUUAGGCACUGGAAGAUUCUCAGAGGAGAUAAUGUGAUGAUAACAAGAGGCAAAGACAAGGGUGAGACUGGUGUCAUCAAGCGAGUCAUUCGCUCUCAGAAUCGUGUCAUCGUAGAGGGAAAAAAUCUGGUAAAGAAACAUAUCAAGCAAGGCCAAGGUCAUGAAGGUGGGAUUUUUACUGUCGAAGCGCCUCUCCAUGCCUCAAAUGUUCAAGUUGUUGAUCCAGUGACAGGGAGGUCUGUUAAGGUUGGUGUGAGAUAUCUCGAGGAUGGAACGAAAGUUCGAGUAUCUAGGGGAUUAGGCGCGUCGGGAUCUAUAAUCCCUCGUCCUGAGAUAUUGAAGAUAAGGACUACUCCAAGACCUACAGUUGCUGGCCUCAAGGACACUCCGACCGAUGUCGUGUUCGAGAAGACUUACAAUGCUAAGACGGGGAAGGGCAUGCCUGAACUUUGAGAGAAUGAGUUUCCUACUAUCAUUCUAAAGCUCGGAGGGUGGAUUGUAGCAGAAAGACAUGGGAACAUGGUUGAGAAGUUUGUGUACUGAACUUGUGCUUACAUUUUGUUAUUUCGUUGGUAGCAUUGUACAAGCGAGAUGGCUUGAUUGCUAUAGGAUUUUUGAGAUGAAUGACUUAUUCUUGCA
Pyrus x bretschneideri (Chinese white pear) is the source of this 964-nucleotide messenger RNA. Its product is annotated as 50S ribosomal protein L24. Gene Ontology annotation, biological process: translation. The record is from RefSeq and is a predicted model, not a curated record. The transcript has 7 exons. The coding region runs from base 299 to 778 and encodes 159 amino acids. NCBI's taxonomy places the organism in Eukaryota, Viridiplantae, Streptophyta, Magnoliopsida, Rosales, Rosaceae. Gene Ontology annotation, molecular function: structural constituent of ribosome; RNA binding. Gene Ontology annotation, cellular component: ribosome; mitochondrion.